Molecule: messenger RNA, 990 nt
Organism: Cadophora gregata
Lineage: Eukaryota; Fungi; Ascomycota; Leotiomycetes; Helotiales; Ploettnerulaceae
Exons: 1
Coding region: 1-990 (329 amino acids)
Biological process (GO): chorismate biosynthetic process; shikimate metabolic process
Molecular function (GO): shikimate 3-dehydrogenase (NADP+) activity
Source: RefSeq, a predicted model, not a curated record
AUGUCUCAAUCACUGGGCCACAUUCAGACCCCCAUUCAAACAGAAACACAAACACAAACAUCACCCCCUGCACCAUCAACAUCACAUCUCGAUCGCGUAGGCUACCUCUUCGGUUACCCAAUCGCCCAUUCCCUCUCUCCUCUCCUACACGCCACAGUCUAUUCCUCUCUCAACCUCAACUACGAAUACAUACUCUACGAGUCCCGCUCAAUAGAAUCAUGUCUCGCGCUCACCCGCGACCCGAAAUUUUACGGCGCCGCCGUCACCAUGCCGCAUAAAGUCAACAUAAUUCCGUACCUCGAUGUUCUCACGCCUGAAGGCGAGGCGAUCGGUGCAGUUAAUACUAUAUUCUUGCGGUCAGCGCCAGAUGGGACGAGGCUGCUUUGCGGUACGAAUACGGAUUGUAUUGGGAUCCGAGAGGCAAUAUUGCAAAAUACAACCAGUGAAGAUGCAGUGGGCAUGAAAGGAAAGCCGGGUAUGAUAAUUGGUGGUGGUGGGACGUGUCGAGCGGCUGUGUAUGCGCUGAAGAAUUUCUUGGAGUGCUCGGAGAUCUAUCUCGUCAAUAGAGAUAAGUCAGAAGUCGAUGCUGUGAUUGCAGAGUGCACAGCGAAGGGUUUCGGUGGGAAUCUGCGAUAUGUGUCUACGGUGGCUGAGGCGAAGUUGUUACCUGCGCCAAGAGUGAUCGUGAGUGCUGUCCCGGACUUCGAGCCGAAGACUGAGGAUGAGAAGAGAGCGAGAGGCAUUGUGGAGACGAUGUUGUCGAAGAAGGAGAAGGGUGCGAUUUUAGAAAUGUGUUACCAUCCUAGUCCGGAUACCGCGGUUGCGAGGUUAGCAAAUAGGAGUGGCUGGCAGCUCAUUGGGGGUAUUGAAGCCAUGAUAUGGCAAGGUUUGGAGCAAGAUCAGAUUUGGCUAAGGAAGAAGGUGAGUACACUGCCGGUGGAAGAAGUGAAAGCAAUUCUGGCUCCCAAGGAGACGAAUGCUCGAUUAUGA